CUCAGUGCAAGCAGGUGUACAGUGUACUGCACAAGACAUUUAGGACCUAUAACUUUUAGCUUGGAUACCGUAUCGAUAUUUAAAAAAAAAAAAAAAACCAUUGAGAAGUGGAUCCAUCAUGGCAGUAUCCAGUGUGUCCAUGUCAGGUUCCACUGGCACCAGCAUGGAAUUUGCUGACUACAGUCUCUAUAGCAACCUGUCUGAUGAUGAACUCUUACAGCUAGCAAUUGAACGCAGCCUCGCCGAUGCUCAUAACAGCGGGUCGGGGACUGAAAGCACAAAUACCACCUCUGCUUUAACCAGACCAGCAUCAUCAGGCACAGUUCCUCCAUCACAUCAUGCUCAGCAGCAGCCUCAACCAUAUGCGUGCCCUGCCAAUCCCCCUAGAGAACUAACAAACUCUGAUGCUGUGUCUUCGGUCAGCCACUUCAUCACCGUUAGUGGCAAGCGGAUGGUGGCCUACCGAAGAUAUGACGGCUCUCUUCAUAUCACAUCUGAACCUGAAGAAGAGACGGAUCCUCUUGUUAAGGCCAUUUGGGAAGGUGAUGUAGAGACAGUGUGGCUAAUGGUUAAAAAGCCUGGGUGCAACCUUCUUAAAGCUAACAGAUUUGGAUGGAUUCCUCUGCAUGAGGCAGCAUAUUAUGGACAAUAUCAAUGUAUUAAAGUUCUGUUGAAAGCUCAACCUGGGAUGGUUAACCAGCGCACUUUAAAGGAUCAGACUGCCUUGUUGUUAGCUGUGAGCCGGGAUCAUCUAACAUGUGCCGAGUCUCUUCUCGAGAAAGGGGCUGACCCUGAUAUCACCAAUAAAGAAAGGGAGACUCCACUAUACAAAGCUUGUGAAAGGGAGAACCCGGAGAUGGUCGUCAUGCUACUAAAAUACAGUGCAGCAGUGAAUAAGAACUGUAUUCAAGGCUGGACCGCUCUCCACGAGGCUGUGUGCAGGAACAAUGUGGAAAUCUGUGAGAUACUUGUAAAAGCUGGAGCCAAGGUCAGCAUACCCAACAUGUACGGAAUCACUCCUAUCUUUGUGGCAGCCCAAAGUGGAAAGGUGGACGCACUUCGGUUCCUUUUAAAAAAUGGUGCUGAUCUUAACAGCCAGGCGGCUGAUGGAGCCACAGCACUCUACGAGGCCUGCAAGAAUGGCCACGAGGACAUUGUUGAGUUCCUUCUAUCCCAAAAUGCAGACACCAACAAGCCUGGCAAAACAGGACUGCUGCCAAUUCAUAUCGCUGCCCAGCGUGGCAAUGAUGGAACAGACCUCAUGACUUACGGGUGCACCCCCAAAAUUGUCAGGUCAACUAAAAUAGUGUCUAUGCUGAUCCCAGCCACAAGCAAAGCAAGGGUGAGACGCUCAGGUAUCAGCCCCCUCCAUUUAGCAGCGGAGCGCAACAGAGACGAUGUUCUCGAGCUGCUGAUCGAGGCUGGCUUCGAUGUCAACGCCACGUUGUCAAAGGAUCGUUCGAAAAUGUACGAGGAUCAACGCAGCACAGCUCUGUAUUUUGCUGUCAUAAACAACAACAUCGAGGCCACCACCAUGCUCCUAGAGGCUGGUGCCAAUCCAAACCUGGACACGUUUAGCCCUCUCUUGGUAGCCCUGAGGCAGGGUUGCAUACACACAGUUACUAUGCUGAUUGAACACGGUGCUAACGUGAACGCCAACAUCCCCACCCACCCCACUACCUUUCCAGCCACUGUUAUGUUCUGCAUGAAAUACCUGACCUUACUGAAGUAUCUGAUGGACUUCGGCUGUGACGCCCUGUCAUGUUUCAAUUGCGUCUAUGGCAACAAUCCUCAUCCGCCGAUAAAGAUGACAAGUCAUCGACUGGAUGACAGAGAUGAAGAAACGGAAAAGAUAUGUGUUCAGUUCUGUGACGUGAUCUCCACGGAAAACUACUGCCGCUGGGCAGGGCCGAUCAUAGACGUCCUUCUUGACUAUGUUGGCCAUGUGAAACUAUGCUCGAGACUCACAGAACAUCUGGAUAGUUACCCUGACUGGAGCGGCAUCAAAGAAAAAGCUAGACCUCCACGCCCACUGCUGCAGCUCUGCAGACUGAAAAUCCGCCAAGUGCUUGGGAUGAACAGACUAAACAAAAUCCACAAGCUUCCAGUUGCUCCAAGGCUAAUCAAAUUCCUAAAUCAUCAAGAACGAGAACAAAAUUAUAAAGACACUGAACAAUAAAAUACUUUCAGUUGCUCUGAGAUCAAAUUAUAUUUGAAAAGUUUGCAAAAACAGAUAACUCUUUUUUUAUAAGUAUUGUGCAUUCCAAGUCAUUUCAAUUAAAUUGCAGUUGGGUUGUUUUGAUUAAGUAGUAAUAACUAAAAAUACAGCUAAUAACACAAUUAAAACAUGAUAACAUAAUAAAAACAUGAUGAGAUUAUGAAAAUGUAUGAAAAAAAGAGUUAUCUGUUUUUACACAAAUAUAAGAAACUGUAUUCAACAAUGGCUGCAAAAUGCCACAAACGCUUAUGUGUAAUUUUCAAGCAGAAGCAGAAUUUAGGGGACAUGUUUAUUAUAUUGCUGCUGUCCUUCUGAAACCUUGUUUUUCCAUAUUUUGUAAUAUUUAUUAUUUGCAGUAAGUUAUUAUUAUUAUUACUCAAUUUUUAUAUUUGUCACUGGGUUUUGCCGAUAUCUAAUCAAUAUUAAGUAUUCAAAAGUGCUUGUCUACUUUGGGAACUAUGUAUUUAGUCAUUUAGAAAGUACAGUGUUCUUUUCAUUACCUUAAAAACAGCGAAUCUGGACAUCUAAAGUUUCAAAAGGACAUCGAAGCUAUGCAUUUAGUGGGUACAUUGUAAUUUCUUUUUUCUGUGUGUAUAUAUGCUUAUUUAAGAAAAGUUUUGUAAUGGGAGGUGACAUUAAAUGCCAUUGAAGUUUUACUUAUAGAGCUUGUUAAUCGACGUCACGCCGCGUCGAAUAUUGCGUCAUCUUGGGAGGAUGGCUGCUAGUGCAUUCAAUGCAGUGUUUUGUUUUUCUUGUUUGAUUAGGAAAUAUGGUAGGUCGGUCUUGCUGUGUUAAAAACUGCAAUAGCAUUAUGCAGAGGCGUUCAGGAAAAGCCCAUGGUAAUUUUACUUUAGAUUUCUCCACGUAUCAAACAAAACAAGUAACGGUACAUAUCAAAAUAAUAGCCAUGGAGUAGUAUCCUCCCAAGAUGGUGAUGCCACAGCAACAUGCAACAUAGGGCGUGACCUCAGCUUCACAUUCUCUAUUGCAACAUAGUAAAAAUAGUAUUUUUGGUAGCAGGUAUGAAUAAAUAGGUAUUUGUACAGCUUAGUUUAAAAUAAAUGUUUUUAUUUUGCUGUUAUGUUUAUUUGCAAAGCAGGGCUUGGAUGAUAAAAACAGCCAGAUAUCAUAAUUAGAAGUAACAACACUAAGUAAAUACAUCACAUUCUUUAACUGUGAAAUGUCAUUUAUGUAUAUUGGCACUUGAUUUCUUCCAACUGAGUGAGUGUUCGGCAAUAACACUUGGAUUUGACAAUA
Triplophysa dalaica is the source of this 3475-nucleotide messenger RNA. RefSeq names its product ankyrin repeat and SOCS box containing 2a, tandem duplicate 1 (gene asb2a.1). The transcript has 11 exons. Gene Ontology annotation, molecular function: protein binding; RNA binding; RNA nuclease activity. The record is from RefSeq and is a predicted model, not a curated record. Gene Ontology annotation, biological process: RNA processing. NCBI's taxonomy places the organism in Eukaryota, Metazoa, Chordata, Actinopteri, Cypriniformes, Nemacheilidae. The coding region runs from base 119 to 2179 and encodes 686 amino acids.